Messenger RNA from Oreochromis niloticus (Nile tilapia), 2236 nucleotides. It is a transcript of the gene paplnb, whose product is annotated as papilin b, proteoglycan-like sulfated glycoprotein. Gene Ontology annotation, molecular function: metalloendopeptidase activity; serine-type endopeptidase inhibitor activity. Gene Ontology annotation, biological process: proteolysis; extracellular matrix organization. Gene Ontology annotation, cellular component: extracellular matrix. Lineage: Eukaryota; Metazoa; Chordata; Actinopteri; Cichliformes; Cichlidae. The record is from RefSeq and is a predicted model, not a curated record. The transcript is spliced from 13 exons. The coding region runs from base 167 to 1873 and encodes 568 amino acids.
CUUUAUGGGCUGUGGUGUCAGUAAGCAGUGAGAGGGUGAUGGAAGAAGAAGAAGAAAUGCUGGGUGUCAUUGCCUGCCGUCACUGCUGAAGUGCACAUCCCACCGUGCAGCUGGUCAAGAAGCUGGGAAUUCACUUCAAUCGGUUCAGCAGUGGCUUCAGGUGAACAUGAACAUCCUGCAAGUCCUGGGACUCCUACAGCUGCUGGCUGUACCUGCUUUUACACUGACACGUUCGACCCACGACUACUGGGGUGAGUUUGGAGCCUAUGGAUCCUGCAGCCGCAGCUGUGGCACAGGAGUGGCAGUGAGAACCAGGAAAUGUAUUACUUCAAGGUCAGAUGGUGGACAUAACUGCAUAGGAUCCUCCAAAUCAUUCCGCACCUGCAAUACACAUGAAUGCCCGGUGAGCUCGAGGGAUUUCAGGGAGGAGCAGUGCUCCCAGUUUGACAGAAUGGACUUUAAUGGAAAACGCUACACGUGGUUGCCUCAUUAUGGAGCAGCUAAUCCAUGUGAGCUCAACUGUGUCCCGAGAGGAGAGGAUUUCUUUUACCGACACAGAACUGCAGUGGUAGAUGGGACCCCGUGCUAUAUGGGCCGCAGUGAUAUCUGUGUGGAUGGCGUCUGCAGGAUACUGACCCGUGGAGAGUUUAUGGGCUUGGAUGAAGACACUAACUCAGUACACUCCUCUGCUCCGGUUGUUGUUGCUGCUCCUCAUCCAAGAGAGACAUUCACAUAUGUCUAUAGAGCUAGUGUGUUUGGCGAGUGCUCUGCCUCGUGCAGCGGAGGCAUGCAGCAUCGUAGUGUGGAGUGUGUAGUUGAGGACCCAGUGAACCCCCGUGUGGUUGACGAGACUUACUGCAUUGCCCAGCGCCUGCAACGGCCACCGAGUCAGCAGGCCUGCAACAUGCAUCCAUGUACUGCAGAGUACAGUGUGUCCAGCUUCAGUGUGUGUUCAGCGACCUGUGGAGAAGGACAGCAGACAAGGGAAGUUGUUUGCGUUGGACCAGGAGGUGAACAUCUGCCUGAUCAUGCAUGUAGUGGACUGGUUCGACCUCCUUCUGUCCAGGCCUGCCGCAGACCUGCCUGUUACACACGCAUAACCUGGCAUAUGACAGAGUACGGCCUGUGUUCAAGAAGUUGUGGUGGUGGUGUGAGAGAGAGGAGAGUUGCCUGUUUUGACACAGAUUUGAACCCCUACCCUGAAGAUCGUUGUGGGUUAGCUCACAGACCACAUUCUAGGGAGGAAUGCAACAUGCAGCGCUGCCCUGGGGUGCAAACGGUCCCAAGUGUGCAGGACCCAAGGCCAGGUGGAGGCACUAUUAGAGGAUUUGUGCCCCAUAUUCCAGAAGAACCUUCAGUUUCAAGGCCAGCUACAAACACUGUGUAUGACCCUUACCCUAAUGAGGUGAGACCUCACUGUACGCAGUCGCCUUACGGCUGCUGUCCUGAUGGCCGUACCUCUGCCACGGGGCCCAGGAACCAGGGCUGCUCACAAGAAGACUGCGUCCGCACUAGGUAUGGCUGUUGUUUGGAUGGGGUGACACCGGCUCAAGGAUUCGGACAGGCUGGGUGUCCUGAGUACCAGACUGUGCAGCACCCAUCACCCACUCCUCCAUCCACUGGCAAUGUGUGCUCCCUGCCUCGUGAUGAGGGCCCCUGUGAAACCUGGAUGGUCCGGUUCUGCUAUAAUCCUGCCACUGCCAAGUGUACCGAGUUCUGGUACGGAGGCUGCCAGGGCAAUCCCAACAACUUUGUGUCCAUGGAGGCAUGCCAACGAGAGUGUGGAGGUGUGGAAAGGGUGCCUGUAUCCACAACUUCAAGAGAAACUACAAGGAGAGCGACACUCAGGGACCUUCUGAGAGCAAGGCCAUAACCACAUAUGCCACUGAUAUCUCCAAAAGUGCCCAGUCAUGCUCCCGCUUUGAAGAAAAUCAAGUGAUUUUGGUACACAAAUGCAGCCUAUAGUGUACACCCCAAAUAAAGAAAAAAAAGAAAAGAAAAACUAACCACAUUAUAUAUUUCAUUUAAACAUUUUUACCAUCACAAAUGUUAUAGCUCUUGGCCCUGAUUUCACUGUCUUUCAGUUUGUUUUUGUGAUCUUCACUAUGUCAUUGUAUGCUUUUUUGCCCUGUAAGUCGGGAUUAAAACAAAACUAAUUUCUUUGUAAUUACUCAAAUUGAAUCAUAUAUCCAAUUAAUAAAUGUUCAGCUAUGGUGUAAUUUUGAAAAAAAAAAAA